GCGCGCCCAACCAGCCGUGAUGUCCGCGCGCGCCGGAGGCUUCCUCCCGCCGCGGCCCCGGGCCCUGGCGCCGGCCGCGUCUCUGCUGCUGCUGCUGUUGCUGCUGCUGCUGGACGCCGGCGGCGGGCGCGGGGGCGCCUGGGCCCAGGAGCCGGGGUCGGCGGCGGAUGUUGACCCCGCGGCCGACGGCGGGGACGGGCAAGACCCGCACGCCAAGCACCUGUACACGGCCGACAUGUUCACGCACGGCAUCCAGAGCGCCGCGCACUUCGUCAUGUUCUUCGCGCCCUGGUGUGGACACUGCCAGCGGCUGCAGCCUACCUGGAACGACCUGGGAGACAAGUACAACAGCAUGGAGGACGCCAAGGUGUACGUGGCCAAGGUCGACUGCACAGCCAGCUCGGAUGUGUGCUCCGCCCAGGGCGUGCGUGGGUACCCCACCUUGAAGUUUUUCAAGCCUGGCCAAGAAGCUGUGAAGUACCAGGGUCCCCGGGAUUUUCAGGCCCUGGAAAACUGGAUGCUGCAGACGCUGAACGAGGAGCCCCCCACACCGGAGCCCGAGGUGGAGCCACCCCGAGCCCCCGAGCUCAAGCAGGGCCUGUACGAGCUCUCGGCCGGCAACUUUGACCUGCACGUGGCACAAGGAGACCACUUUAUCAAGUUCUUCGCCCCGUGGUGUGGUCACUGCAAAGCUCUGGCUCCGACCUGGGAGCAGCUGGCUCUGGGCCUUGAACAUUCCGAAACUGUCAAGAUUGGCAAGGUUGAUUGCACACAGCACCAUGAACUCUGCUCAGGAAACCAGGUCCGAGGUUAUCCUGCUCUCCUCUGGUUCCGAGACGGUAAAAAGGUUGAUCAGUACAAGGGGAAGCGGGAUCUGGAGUCGCUGAGGGAGUACGUGGCAUCGCAGCUCCAGAGCACGGAGAGGGGCGCCCCGGAGCCCAUCCAGCCCUCGGAGGCCCCCACGCUGGCCACUGAGCCCGCGGCCGACCCGGGCACUGUGUUGGCACUGACGGAAAAUAACUUCGAUGACACCAUCGCAGAAGGCAUAACCUUCGUCAAGUUUUAUGCCCCGUGGUGUGGGCAUUGUAAGAGCCUGGCUCCUACCUGGGAGGAACUCUCUAAAAAGGAAUUCCCUGGCUUGGCGGGGGUCAAGAUCGCCGAGUUGGACUGCACUGCGGAACGGAACAUCUGCAGCAAGUACUCGGUACGAGGUUAUCCCACAUUGCUGCUUUUCCGCGGAGGCAAAAAAGUCAGCGAGCACAGCGGGGGCCGAGACCUGGAUUCCUUGCACCACUUUGUCCUGCGCCAGGCGAAGGAUGAACUGUGAGCUCGGCUGGAAGCUGUCUCCUGCCUGGCCCUGGGCAGGAGCUCAGUCCUGCGGCCGCUGCCCGGUCCCUUGCGGUGGUGACUCAGAGAUCCGAACGCACUAAACUUGUGCUAUCUUC
This is a messenger RNA of Lagenorhynchus albirostris (white-beaked dolphin), 1445 nucleotides long. It is a transcript of the gene TXNDC5, whose product is annotated as thioredoxin domain containing 5. The coding region runs from base 20 to 1327 and encodes 435 amino acids. Gene Ontology annotation, biological process: protein folding. The transcript is spliced from 10 exons. The record is from RefSeq and is a predicted model, not a curated record. Gene Ontology annotation, molecular function: protein disulfide isomerase activity. NCBI's taxonomy places the organism in Eukaryota, Metazoa, Chordata, Mammalia, Artiodactyla, Delphinidae. Gene Ontology annotation, cellular component: endoplasmic reticulum.